AUGCAUCUCCGAGCAGGGCGUCACGAGCGCAGACGCCCGCCGUCGUGGAUAUGGACAAGGUUUGACCGGGUUUGGCUCGCUGCCAUGGCGGUUGUGAUGUGGAUACCGAUGAGACCGCUCCAAGCUUUUCCCACCGCUUCCCUCAGCCACUGUCAGACUCCUACCGGCUGGAACUGCUCUGAUUCAGAGGAGAGGGACUCUGUCUUCCAGUGUGACACAGACUCCUGUCAGUAUGACGGGGAGUGUCUAAAGAUAGCAGAGGCCAUGACCUGCAUCUGUGACUUUAAGUGUAGUGCAGAUUAUUCCCCGGUGUGUGGUUCCAACAAUCACAGAUAUCAGAACGAGUGUUUUCUGAGACGGGAAGCCUGUCAGCUUCAGACGGAGAUACACACUGCAUCUCUGGGCCCUUGUCCUACAGACGCUGGUUCAGGAUCAGGUGAUGGUGGCGAAGGUAGUUCUGGAGAGGCUGGUGUGGGACAGAGGGACUCGUCCUGUGAGAUGUGUCAGUUUGGAUCGCAGUGUGACGAAGACGCAGAAGAUGUAUGGUGUGUGUGUAACAUCGACUGUUCCCACAUCAGUUUCAACCCUGUGUGUGCUUCGGACGGCCGUUCCUAUGACAACCCCUGUCAGGUAAAGGAGGCCUCGUGUCAGAGACAGGAGAGGAUCGAGGUCACACACCUGGGCCACUGCCACGGUACACAAACACACACACACAUACCUCACACACACACACACACACGCGCGUGCGCGCAACACACACACACACAAGUUCCAUUAGAACCACAAAAUGUAGAAAAGCAAUGGGAGGGGGGCGUGUACAUCCCCUGUCCUUCCCGCUACAGGAACUACUGUCUCCAUGGAGACUGUCAAUACCCUGACAACCUGGGCCCGCCCUCCUGUAGCUGCCAUGCAGGGUUCAGCGGGCCCCAGUGUGAGCAGAAGGACUACAACGUUCUGUUUGUGGUUCCUGGUUCUGGAAAGACCCGCUAUGUUCUCAUCGCCUCCGUCAUCGGAGCGCUGCAGAUCACCAUUAUCACCCUGGUGGUGCUGUGUGUCACAAGGAAGUGCCCUGGGAAGAAGAGGAAGUCUGUCCAGAAGCAGAGUGGGGCUCUGUACGAUACAGACAGCACGCUCCGCACUGCUACUCUUCCCAUCUGA
Messenger RNA from Salvelinus namaycush (lake trout), 1158 nucleotides. Its product is annotated as tomoregulin-2-like. The record is from RefSeq and is a predicted model, not a curated record. The coding region runs from base 1 to 1158 and encodes 385 amino acids. The transcript has 8 exons. Gene Ontology annotation, molecular function: protein binding. Lineage: Eukaryota; Metazoa; Chordata; Actinopteri; Salmoniformes; Salmonidae.